Drosophila pseudoobscura is the source of this 2211-nucleotide messenger RNA. Its product is annotated as persulfide dioxygenase ETHE1, mitochondrial-like. NCBI's taxonomy places the organism in Eukaryota, Metazoa, Arthropoda, Insecta, Diptera, Drosophilidae. Bases 101 to 907 code for a protein of 268 amino acids. Gene Ontology annotation, biological process: glutathione metabolic process; hydrogen sulfide metabolic process. Gene Ontology annotation, molecular function: sulfur dioxygenase activity. The transcript is spliced from 7 exons. The record is from RefSeq and is a predicted model, not a curated record. Gene Ontology annotation, cellular component: mitochondrion.
AGUUGAUUUCAACUCACAUUACUCCAGACUGGAAACAGUUUCUUAGCAGACCUCCAAGAAUACAGAGUUUUGGUUCCUUUCUCAAGAGAAAGUUUGGGAUAUGUUGCGAAUUCUUGCGAUUGCCCUGACACUAUGUGCCUCAAUAUGUGCGACUGCUCUGCCGAAUGGUUUAUCAAGCCUGCCGGAGCGCCAACCCUUUACAUCGGACUUCUUCUUCCGUCAACUUUUCGAUGAGGAGAGCAGCACCUACAGCUACCUGCUGGCGGACCUGAAGACCGGAGAGGCCGUGAUCAUCGAUCCCGUGCUGGAGCAGGCCAAGCGAGAUGCCCAGCUGGUCAAGGAGCUGGGCUUCAAGCUCAAAUAUGCAAUCAACACACACAUGCACGCGGAUCACAUUACGGGCAGCGGCUGGUUGAGGGAGCUGACUGGCUGCCAGUCGAUGAUUGCCGCCGCCAGCGGAGCCAAAGCGGAUCUGUAUCUGAGGGAGGGCGAUCGUAUUGAAUUUGGAAGCCAUGUCAUUGAUGUCCUAGCCACUCCGGGCCACACCAAUGGCUGCAUGAGCUACGUGAUCAAGGAGCAGGCCUGCGUCUUCACUGGCGACACGGUUCUGAUACGCGGCUGUGGACGCACAGACUUCCAGGAGGGCAGUUCAGAAUUUCUCUACGAAAAUGUCCAUACCAAAAUCUUUAUACUGCCCGAGAACUAUCGCAUCUACCCGGCCCAUGACUACAAAGGACAACUAGAGAGCAGCGUGUGGGAGGAGAAGCGCUAUAACCCCCGGCUGACCAAGGAUCUGGAGGAGUUUAUUCAAAUCAUGGAUAAUCUAAACUUGUCAUAUCCCAAUAAGAUAGAUGUCUCGCUGCCUGCCAAUCGAGAGUGCGGAGUCUACGAUAUACCAAAGGAGUAGUCCAUGAAAAAUAAAUAUAACGUUAAUUUAAUUAAAUAAAUGCAUUGAAAAAAAUAUACAAGCUGACCGAAGCUCUGGCAUACAUGCACUAUACAUUUAUAGCCACCAGUGUACAAGCCUUGCACGUAUUGAGAGACGCGAUAGUGAAUGCUUCAGUAUACAACUUAUGCACUGGCCGCCAGUGUGGGCACGAGCCGAGCACGUAUUUUGUGACGAGAUGGUGAUAAACUAUUAAAAUAAACCGCACGUAAGCGUGUCCCGGCAGCCGUUUGAACAAUUGCGAAGAAUGCAAACAUUGUAUAAGGGCUAAUAAUUGUGCCUUUAUUAAACACUUAAUUGAAAAAUACAAUUGAAAAGUAAAUCAAAACGAUUGAUAGCUCUUAAGCUAUUUCCAGUGUUUAAAUGCUUAGACUAUCCGCCUGAUAGUACCGUUCAAAUUCAGCACUUGAUAAAGCUUUGCGAGUGUGAGAGAGUAAUUGAGAGAGGAGACCAGAUUUCUCAGCCACACGAAACGAUCCGAUCUGAAAUCAGGCAGUGCUGCCAGUUUAGCCCAUUUCAGGCUAGAUCUAGCAUUUUUAAAAGUGGACUAUCUUUUCAAAUUCAUUAGAGCAAGAUUUUGAUUCUGUUCAAUUUCAGACUACCCUAUAAAUUUGAAGUUCUUAGGAAACUCUAUGUAUUUUCCGUUGGAAACGUGCUGCGGCAAAAAAUACCAACGAUAUUGGGAAAGCUCUGGAAGAUAGUAAGAUCACCGACAUUGAUAGUAUAAAGUACGAUACAAUUAAUUCGUUCAAAUGGAGAGGUGCUAGCCUACAAAUGCUAUUCACGGUCCCAAAUGCCCACGGCCAAAUGCUGAUGUGGAACGGGUACUAGUUAAAACUAAAUUGUGCAACAGUUUGCCUAUAAAAGGUUCUUUUCAAGUUAAUCAUUUUUGCACGCAUGUUAAUUUUGUUUCAAAUGUUAUAGGAUUGCGCAGACAGAAAAUAUUACCACCACUACCAUUGAAAGAUUUGAAUUUAAUUUUUUUAAAACGACAUAUACUAUAACAGUCAAGAGCAGGAUGCUGAGGUGGAUUUAGUUUUAGCUGAAUUUUAAGGCUAUUUAUUUUUAGUUUUAGCCACUUUGGGCAUUUCUUUUUUCAAUUCUAGCUAUUAUUCACCAUCAAAACCUGGCAGCACUGAUCUCAGGUGCGCCUCUCUUCCCAGUCAAAGAGUCAAUUUGCGGCAGCAAAGCCCGAGACUUGCUCGCAGUUCUCCACCGACAAGUGCACAAAACGGUUGUUUUUCGGGAAAUAGAAGGAAUCAGAA